AUGGAGGGUCUCCCCGGCCUGCACCCCAUCCCGGGCCGUCGGGGGCUCCCCUACCCCGGGGCCGGGCCGCACCGGCCAACUUCCUCGCAAGCCCCCGCCUCCCGCCGCCUCCACCCCGAGCGCCUCGAGUCACCUUCCCGAUCACUCCAUCUCGUCCUGCCGCCUGCAAUGCCCAGGGCCGCUGAGCCGGGCCGAGCGGCGCCGCACGCCGGGAGCAGGAGGAGCGGCCCUCGUCCCGGUCGCCGCACUCCACCGCCACGACCGCAAGAGCCAACGCCGGGGAGCGAGCUGGCCGCGGCCGCGCGCCUCUCGCCGCGUCGCCUGGCAGGCCAGCGAGCGAGCGGGCGGGCGGAGUCGGCGCCCCACCAAAGCGGAGAGCGCGAGGGCCGGCGGACGCCGCCGCUGAGUCAGCCGGAGGCGCGCUCCCCGCCUUGGUGCCGCGCCGGCCAAGCGCCGGCUGCCUCAGGAAGAGAGUGCGACGGCAGCCCGCGGGGCUGGGCCGCGGGGACUACAACUCCCGGCGUGCAACGGGCAGGAGGCGCUUCCGGGCGGCGUGGUCGCCGCGCCUAUGUGGCGCACGCGGGGACGAGGCUUCCGGCCGUCCACCGGCUGGGAGAGUCGCGAGGUCCGGUGGCCUUGGCGCGGUCCGCGAAGGCUUCGUGCUGGUAG
Molecule: messenger RNA, 669 nt
Organism: Ochotona curzoniae (black-lipped pika)
Lineage: Eukaryota; Metazoa; Chordata; Mammalia; Lagomorpha; Ochotonidae
Product: translation initiation factor IF-2-like
Exons: 1
Coding region: 1-669 (222 amino acids)
Source: RefSeq, a predicted model, not a curated record